CCGGCCUCGCCCGCGGCGCUGGGCAGCGGCGGCAGAAGCGAGAGAAGGAAUAUAUGAAGGAGGAGGUGGAGGAGUGUGCUGAAGAUGAGGCGACUGAAUCGGAAGAAGACCUUGAAUUUGAUGAAAGAAUUGGAUGCCUUUCCAAAGGUUCCUGAAAGCUAUGUGGAGACUUCAGCAAGUGGAGGCACAGUUUCUUUAAUAGCAUUUACAACGAUAGCUUUCCUGACUAUAAUGGAGUUCAUGGUGUACCGGGACACGUGGAUGAAAUAUGAAUAUGAAGUAGACAAGGAUUUUACUAGUAAAUUAAGGAUCAAUAUUGAUAUUACAGUUGCCAUGAGGUGUCAGUAUGUGGGGGCUGAUGUUCUGGAUUUAGCAGAAACAAUGGUUGCCUCUGCAGAUGGGUUAAUCUAUGAACCAGUACCAUUUGAGCUCACUCCACAACAAAAAGAAUUGCAAAGGAUGCUGCAACUAAUUCAGAGUAGGCUGCAGGAAGAACACUCUCUACAAGAUGUGAUAUUCAAAAGUGCAUUUAAAAGUGCUUCUACAGCACUGCCACCACGGGAAGAUAAUUCAUUACAGUCUCCAGAUGCAUGCAGAAUUCAUGGUCAUCUCUAUGUCAAUAAAGUGGCAGGGAACUUUCACAUAACUGUGGGCAAGGCAAUACCACACCCUCGAGGCCAUGCACACUUGGCAGCCCUUGUAAGCCAUGAGUCCUAUAACUUCUCCCAUAGAAUAGAUCAUUUGUCAUUUGGAGAGCUUAUUCCAGGAAUUAUUAAUCCAUUGGAUGGAACAGAAAAAAUCGCAUCAGAUUACAAUCAGAUGUUCCAAUAUUUUAUCACAGUUGUGCCAACCAAACUCCAUACAUACAAAAUUUCAGCAGAAACUCAUCAAUUUUCAGUGACAGAAAGGGAAAGGGUAAUUAACCAUGCAGCUGGCAGCCAUGGGGUGUCAGGAAUAUUCAUGAAAUACGACAUCAGUUCACUUAUGGUGACAGUGACAGAAGAACACAUGCCUUUUUGGCAGUUCUUAGUGAGGCUCUGUGGCAUUAUUGGUGGAAUUUUUUCAACUACAGGAAUUUUACAUGGCUUUGGAAGAUUUGUAGCAGAAAUUAUUUUUUGCCGUUUCAGACUGGGUUCCUACAGAUCCACAUCGGUCCCACUUCCUGAUGGCCACACAAGCAACCACGUACCUCUAAUUACAGACAAUAGUACACAUUAGCCUCCUGAGAAAAUUGUUUUUCUUCCUGCCUGAUACAGACUUUUUUAUAAUAAAGAAAACAUUGUGCAAUAUGCUGAGAUGAGCUGAUGGGCAGCAAAAAAUGAAGCCUUUACAAAAACAAAAAAAAUCAAACAAAAAACAACCUCCAACAAAACAAUUUGUGUAACUUUUUGUCUUUGAGUGCACGUGGAGACAUAGGAAAUCAUGAGACCGGUGAGGUGGAUGAUCUUCUGGAGAGAGUUGCUUCCAAUACAGUAUUUGUGGUUGAGCUGAACGUCUUUGUGGUGGCUGCCUGUGACCACUGAAGCAUCUUAGUGAUGCCUGGGAAGGCUGCAGGUCCCAAGGAGAAAAGAGUGCAAGUGGGAUGUGUGGAAGGGCUGGCAGCAGCCACAGAGGGACAGUAACAGAGCUGGAGUUUCUCUUAAGUAUGCAAGUGGGGGAUUGGCUUUUCUUGUUCUUUUAUAAUGCUGGGGCUGAGAGCUCAGAUGCCUUUCAUACAGCUGGGGAGUGAUCCUAAAAAUCCUGAAGAAGAGGGGAACAAGAGAGUAAGUAAGGUGGAACCCAAGCCAUGAUGCUGGUCACAACCACUGCUUUUGUGCAGCCCCACCAUUCCUUAGUGGAAGAAACAUGUGGAGCAGAGGGGUUCCUCUGUGUUUCCACACAGCCACUGUGCCAGCAGUGAAAGUGUCACUUCCAGCAUUGGUGUGGAAGUGCUCAAGGACUCCAAGAAUGCACUCCAGCCUGCACAGAGCUUUUGGACUUGGAAUAAGAAGCCCUUUAAGUAAGGCAUUUGACUGUAGUUUUGAUAAAAGGCAAGACUCCCUAGUAAAAAAAUCAGGAAAUCUU
Messenger RNA from Cinclus cinclus, 2064 nucleotides. RefSeq names its product ERGIC and golgi 2 (gene ERGIC2). Gene Ontology annotation, biological process: retrograde vesicle-mediated transport, Golgi to endoplasmic reticulum; endoplasmic reticulum to Golgi vesicle-mediated transport. The transcript is spliced from 14 exons. Gene Ontology annotation, cellular component: COPII-coated ER to Golgi transport vesicle; endoplasmic reticulum; membrane. Bases 85 to 1218 code for a protein of 377 amino acids. NCBI's taxonomy places the organism in Eukaryota, Metazoa, Chordata, Aves, Passeriformes, Cinclidae. The record is from RefSeq and is a predicted model, not a curated record.